Oppiella nova is the source of this 966-nucleotide messenger RNA. NCBI's taxonomy places the organism in Eukaryota, Metazoa, Arthropoda, Arachnida, Sarcoptiformes, Oppiidae. The record is from the annotation of a GenBank genome assembly.
AUGGGACUCAUAUGGGACGGUGUGAAAGACAUAACUGGAAAUGUGUUACAUUUAAGGACUAAAUUUGUGACCAAUCAAAGACUCGAUGGACAGGUAGUGGUCAUCACGGGUGCCAACUCUGGUAUCGGAAGAGAAACCGCUAUUCAACUAACAUUACUGGGCGCUAAGGUAAUUAUGGGUUGCAGGAACCGGGAGAGGGCCGAUAGGGCAGCGGAAUAUCUAAUGGCUAACAACAUGCAUGCGGUCGUAAUUGUCAUUCAAUUGGAUUUAUCGUCACUCGAGUCGGUCCGAGAAUUCGCUGACAAAGUGUCGCAAAACGAGUCACACAUUGAUAUACUUAUAAGUAACGCCGGAAUCGCCGGAAUUCCUGAGCGCCAGACCGUCGAUGGCAUUGAGAUGCAGUUCAGGACAAAUUAUCUGGGUAUUCAUAGUCGCCAAUUGUGGCCAACAUAUAUCGAUAUUAACCAUAACUUUUAUGCCAUAACCCGGGUAGUGUCGGUGUCUUCGUUUGUAUAUAAAGUGGGAAAAAUACAUUUCGAUAAUAUAAACCUAAGGGACGGCGCCUACACUCAUUGGAAGGCCUACAAUCAGAGCAAAUUGGCUAAUGUGCUGUUCAGUCGAGAGCUGGCCAAACGGUUGGGUGCCAACAGUACAAUCAGUACGUAUAGUUUGCAUCCAGGUGUCAUUAAGACGGACAUUGUCCGAAACUAUAGACCGUACGUAAAGGGCUUGUAUAAUAUGAUCGGUCGCCUACUGUUCCUCACGCCGCGAAUGGGCGCUCAGACGUCGCUGUAUUGCGCGCUGGAGGACGGCAUUGAAAAUGAGAGCGGAUUUUAUUAUCAGGUCUGCAAAAAAGUUGAGGUCAGCCCGAUUGCAAUGGACGACACGGCCGCUGAAAGACUGUGGGACUUAAGCGUUGAUUUAGUGAACCUCGACGCGCACCUAAAUCUACCAAGUUCAUAUUAA